Menidia menidia (Atlantic silverside) is the source of this 1128-nucleotide messenger RNA. The record is from the annotation of a GenBank genome assembly. NCBI's taxonomy places the organism in Eukaryota, Metazoa, Chordata, Actinopteri, Atheriniformes, Atherinopsidae.
AUGCACAAAAAGUGGAGUUUCUCUGUAGCUAAACUUGCUACAGCUGCCGUCAGAUUGUCCAUGAGAUUGAAGAGCAGCCAAUCAAGGCCUUCAGCUCCGCUGGGUUCACGGAUCCUUUCCAAUCCAGAUGACAUUUUCAAGCACAACAUGUGGGAUCACGUGGAGUGGACAGACGAGGACAAAGAAAACGCACAGCAGAAGGCUCAGGAAAAUGCCAGCGUAAAUUUGACCAAGAUGCCUCCCAAUAUUGGGACAAGUUUUAUGAGCUGCACCAGGACAAAUUCUUCAAAGAUCGCAGAGUUCCCAGAACUGCUCCCUUUGUGUGCAGAAAUCCAGGCCACAGAAACUCGCCAUAGUCAACAGAAGCCAGUUGUCCCUCAGCUACAAGGACCCGGACUGGACAGAGAGAAGGGACACCAUCAGCACAGUGACCCCUUUCACUUCCACAGAAAAACAGAGGCCGGUUAUGCUCAGAAGGCAGUGUGGGAGCAUAACGACAGCGCCUUAAAGACCCCUUCUUUUCCUGGACAGCAUGCAUCUUUCAGGAUUUUGGAGGUUGGAUGUGGAGUUGGUAACAGUGUAUUUCCUAUUGUCAAUAGCAUCAAGGGAACAAACUCAUUUUUAUACUGCUGUGAUUUCUCCCCGCGAGCCAUUCAGCUGGUUAAGGACCAUCCUGAUUACGACAACUCCGUGUGUCAUGCCUUUGUCUAUGACAUUUGUGAGGAGGUGGCCUCCUUUCCCUUUCCUCAGCAGAGCGUGGACGCCAUUCUAGCCGUCUUUGUGCUCUCAUCCAUCCAUCCAGAUCGAGUCCAAGGAGUUGUGAACCGAUUAUCUCCUUACCUGAAACAUGGAGGGAUGUUCCUCUUCCGUGAUUAUGGGAGAUAUGACUUCUCUCAGCUCAGGUUUAAGAAGGGACGGUGUUUAUCUCAGAAUUUCUACACUCGAGGAGAUGGAACCUGUGUAUAUUUCUUCACAAAAGGUGAAGUUCAUGAUUUAUUUUCCAAAGCAGGAUUGGAGGAAAUUCAGAAUUUGGAAGACCGACGACUGCAAGUGAACCGAGGAAAGAAAGUGGUGAUGCGGCGGGUGUGGAUGCAGAGCAAAUACAGGAAGCCUCAUUCAUCAUCCUAA